UGUUAUAGCUUAUAUAAAUAGUUCUCAAUCAAUUGAGUGUUUUGUACAGGAAUUGGUAAAUCGCUGUAGUGGGCAAGACUGGAUCAGAUAACUACACCAAACUGGGAGCAAACACCUCGACUUCCUCCCCGCCUUCAACCCACCUUUUCUUCGACACCACUUCACCGACUGCAAACCACCAGAAUGCCAGGUCUCUCUCUCUGGCUCUCCCCGCCCGCGGGCUCCUCCAUCGAAUCCAUCCUCACCGACCUAAUAUCCUCUCUCUCCGACUCCGUCGUCGCCAUCGCGCCCGCUCCUUCCGACUCCUCAGUCCCAAUCACCCCCCCGCAUUUCAAACCCCACAUCACAAUCACCAGCAACAUCCCCACCACCACAGACCCCGACUCCGUCGUCGCCUACGCCGCCUCGCUAUUCUCCCCCUCCUCCUCAUCCCCAUCAUCACCCCGGCUGAGAAUCGAAGUUACCGGCGUGGACUUUGGCCCCGCUUACUUCAAGAAAAUCUUCCUCCGCAUCCUCAAAGCGCCCGACCUCGUCCUUCUCGCGCGCUCGGUCCGCGAACGCUUCGUGUGUCCCUACCAGACCGACCCGCGCGCGGUCGCGCGCCCGGAUCAAGUCGCCGCCGAAUGGGCCGAGCAGGAGUAUGACCCGCACAUCAGCCUCGCGUAUAUCGAUCAGUGGCCGCUUACCGACAAGCAGAUCGAGCUGAGCGAGAAGUUGGUCGCGGAGGCGGUGAAGGAGAAGGUGUGGCAUGGUGGCAGGAUCGCGUUGUAUGAGACGCAGGGGCCGGCUGAGCAGUGGAAGAUGUUGGCGUUUAGAGAUGUGUAGAGAAUGAGUUAUGCCUAAUGUGAUGUGAAAUCGGAAAUUUAUACAAGUUGUAUAUGACAGUUUUUAGAAGAAAUGAGUACGUGACAAA
This is a messenger RNA of Myxozyma melibiosi, 913 nucleotides long. RefSeq names its product 2',3'-cyclic-nucleotide 3'-phosphodiesterase. The transcript has 3 exons. Lineage: Eukaryota; Fungi; Ascomycota; Lipomycetes; Lipomycetales; Lipomycetaceae. Gene Ontology annotation, molecular function: 2',3'-cyclic-nucleotide 3'-phosphodiesterase activity. Gene Ontology annotation, biological process: cyclic nucleotide metabolic process. The coding region runs from base 184 to 825 and encodes 213 amino acids. The record is from RefSeq and is a predicted model, not a curated record.